Molecule: messenger RNA, 18580 nt
Organism: Bombus pyrosoma
Lineage: Eukaryota; Metazoa; Arthropoda; Insecta; Hymenoptera; Apidae
Gene: KCNQ
Product: potassium voltage-gated channel subfamily KQT member 1
Exons: 14
Coding region: 235-2718 (827 amino acids)
Biological process (GO): potassium ion transport; transmembrane transport
Cellular component (GO): membrane
Molecular function (GO): voltage-gated potassium channel activity
Source: RefSeq, a predicted model, not a curated record
GUUCCCUGAAUUGAAAAUUGAAUCAGAAUCGGUGUAACAAAAUACUCGAAUAGUGUUUAAAUCGUAUGAAACGUGUAUUUUAACAAGUUGUGAAAAAAGAAAAGAAAAAAGAAAGAAAGAAGAAGACCGCGUAUUGUGAAGUGAUCAUAGAUCUGAGACGACCAUGAAAAAAAGGGAGAAUCGUCUGGCGGUGGGUCAGAUGAACGAAAGUUCUUACUGCAAGAGAGCGUCGGGAUGCUGCACGCUGUUAUGCUAGGUAGCGGUCCGGGUCGAGGGAGACACGAAUGGUAUCCGGGAUUUUAUUUGCAACGUCGACGACUUGGAUGCAGGAUGAACCGCGCGGAGCAGGAGAACAUAUACAGGCAGAGCAGGCAGCUCACGACGAUCAUGCCAUCUCACGAGGAUCUGGUGCUGAGCGUGCUUAAAUCGCCGAUCAGCCAGCAUCAGCACCAGCACCAGCACCAGCACCAGCAACGCCAGCAGUAUCAUCCUACGCACCAUUCUCACGGGCACCAUGUUAACUGCCAAGGUCAUCAGAAUCAUAAGAAGUGCACGCAUUCAGGUGAGACCAACGAGAGUCUUCCACGAAGCAAGGACCAAUGCUCUAGGCUCACAGAAAAGCGGUCGAGCGCGGCGGCCGCGUACGCCGCCCUGCAGGCAAGCGAGGACGAGCUCAUCACCGAGCACUGCCUCGAAUCGGAGGACAUGGCAUUGAAAACGCCGGGCAGCGAGACCGAGGACACCGAGGACAACGGCACGCAGAUGGACGAGGCCAGCUCUUCGCCUAGUCGCCGUUUCACAUUCCUCAGACGUUUCCGGUCGCCGAGAUUCGGCGAGGCACACCACAAGAGGGUGCCCACGCCGAUGAAAAGGAAAUAUCGCCGGAAGAAGAGCAAAGAUGACAUUAUCAACAGUGAUAUGAACGCCACGGAGGUUGAGCCACCUAGCUUGAACCAAGCUGGGGUACCCGAUCCGUAUUACCCGAUCUAUCUGCCCAUCGAUCAGGCCUUUAAAGCCAAGUACGUGUUCCAUCAUAAAAAGGGCAAGACUUUCCAGGAAAGACUGUACGUGUUCCUGGAACAUCCUGGCGGGUGGAUCUGCUUCAUUUACCAUUUCACUGUGUUCAUGGUGGUAUUGGUGUGCCUCAUAUUUAGCGUUUUGUCGACGAUAGACCAGUACAGUAAUUUCGCGAACGAAACCCUCUUUUGGAUGGAAAUAUGUUUGGUGGUGUUCUUUGGCAUGGAAUACAUAGUGAGGUUGUGGAGUGCGGGAUGCAGAUCGAAGUACAUGGGUUGCUGCGGCAGGCUCCGUUUCAUACGGAAACCGAUUUGUAUCAUAGAUUUAAUCGUGGUGGUCGCGUCUAUGGUUGUGUUGUCGGUGGGAAGCAACGGUCAAGUGUUCGCCACUUCCGCUAUAAGAGGAAUCCGAUUUUUACAAAUAUUGCGGAUGCUUCAUGUCGAUCGACAAGGUGGCACGUGGCGACUUCUCGGUUCUGUCGUUUUUAUUCAUCGUCAGGAGCUGAUCACGACAUUGUACAUCGGGUUCCUAGGUCUUAUUUUCAGCAGCUACUUCGUGUAUCUUGCCGAAAAGGAUGUUGUUGGACCCGAUGGCAAAACAGAUUUUUCCAGCUACGCCGAUGCGUUAUGGUGGGGCGUGAUUACCGUGACCACGAUUGGUUACGGUGAUACUGUCCCACAAACGUGGAUGGGAAAAAUAGUCGCUUCGUGUUUCAGCGUAUUCGCCAUAUCCUUUUUCGCACUUCCAGCCGGAAUAUUGGGCUCUGGUUUUGCGCUAAAAGUCCAGCAGAAACAACGACAAAAACACUUCAACAGACAGAUACCAGCCGCUGCGAUGUUAAUACAAUGUCUGUGGAGGUGUUACGCUGCCGACAAAGCCAUCAACAGCGUGGCCACGUGGAACAUCUACAUCAAAGAUCCAACACCAGCCGGACAACCGUCCACACCUUUGGGAAAGUUGAUUUGUGUAAAGAAGAUGUCUCUGAUGAUCCAGGUGGCAAAAAAGGCGAGCGUACUGAAGAGGCGAAAAUCGAGGAACCGGAUGGACGUUCAACAACAGCAACAGUUACCGCCGGUUACGAUAUCCGGUGGUGUGUCCAGUGGCGGUGCUACUGGCGAUACCGGGGGUCAAAAUGACAACCAACGGAUGGAGAACGAGGGCGACGUAAUCUUUUACAUGGAGGAACCGAAGGCUGGUACACCUAAUCGUGCUAGACGCGACAACCGGGGAAGCCUCUUCACCUCGCAGACGAGCUCCGUCACGGAGGCUACCAGCGAUGAAAUUGACAUUGAUAUCGAGGAACCGCAGAGAGUCACCACGCUGACGGAAGCACAUCGAAACGCCAUAAGGGCGAUCAGGAAGAUUAAGUACUUCGUGGCCAGGAGGAAGUUUCAGCAAGCACGGAAACCGUACGACGUGCGCGAUGUGAUCGAACAGUAUAGUCAAGGUCACUUGAAUAUGAUGGUUCGGAUUAAGGAAUUGCAGAGGAGGUUGGACCAGACCCUGGGCAAACCAGGCAGCUACCUAGCAGGAAUCGACCGAGCAGGCAACGUGAAACCGAUGACUAUAGGUGCACGUUUAUACAGGGUCGAACAGCAGUUGUCCGUGAUAGACAAGAAAUUGGACCAGCUGGUCUACGUGCUGAACGCAGUGGCACAAAAGCAACAAAUACCUCUGAGGAGUAUAGAGGACGACGUGUAACAGAAAGCCCCCGGCGAGCUCGUGCCAUCUGUUUCGCGAUCACCGGCAAUCCCGUGGACUUUGCCCCGUGUUACCAUAACCAGCGUCGCCUCGAACAUGCUCAGCAAAAGCGGUUGAAUCGAUGUCUCCGAUAGCCCUCGAGCGCGGCACAUAUUUACUGAUUCGUGAGACUUCUCGCGUCACGAACCGAGGUGGAGAUAACGAUAAAGGAAACUGCAGGCGCGGACAGUUUUAUCGGAUUAUUCUCCCAUUUGUUUUCUUUUUCUUCUUUCUUUUCCCGUCUUUUCUUACUGUUGUCGCCGUUGAUGAAAGGAUAUAAGAAGAAGUGACGAAUUGCGAAGAAUUGAAAAGAUAUCGAUGUAAGUGAUGAAUCGCGGAGGAAUGGAGAAGUAUCGAAAUAAGUGAUAAAUCGCGUCAAGGAUUUCGAAGACCACCGGAAGGAGUGACGAAUUUGGAUGGAUAUUGGAAGAAGCGAUGAAUCGCGAAGGAUUUGGAAGGGCAUUGAAAGAAAUGAUGAAUCGUAAAGAAUUUGAAAAAAAGUAUGGGAAAAAGCAAUGAAUGACGUGGGUGAAAGGAAAUGGUGGAUGCAUCGAAGGUAGCGAAGGUUUAAAGUAAUUUCAGCAAAGAACCGCUGACAGAAAUGAAAGCUGUGAAAUAAAUGAAAAACGAAAGAUAGAUUAGUUGAUUGAUUGGCUAAUUAAGACGCGAUUCAAGAAGAUACAGUGAAUUAAAGAAGGAAUGAAUCUGUCAUUAAACAUACAAUUGGUAGUUGUAAAAACAGAUUUGGAUUUGUUUUGGAAGUGGUGUAUGUUGACUGAGUAAGACUAAAUGAAUAAUCUGUUGCUUGUUAUUGGAAUAUAAUUGAUAUGAAUUGCGAAAACAUCAAGAUAAAUAAAUGUAAUAUAACGUGAAUGUCAGAAUAGUGAUUGAUUAAAAUUACUUUGAAGAUAAAAUUGAUAAGAAUAUCUGCCCAAAAAGAAAAAAGGGAAAUAAGGUGCAAUGAUUAAUAGAACGAAACUACAAUUUGUUUUAUUUUUCGAAUAAAUCCGGAAACAAAAUACAUUUACGAAAUAGAGAUCGAAAACAAUAUAGAAGAUACGAAACAGUGAAGUUUUGAUAACUCCAUUACUUCAAACUAUAAAAAUUGCUUUAAUUUUCAAUGACUCGUGACAUGGACUGUAACUAAACGAAUAGAGACGAAUCGAAGCAAAGCAUUCACAAAAUCAGAAGAUCAUACGAAACUCGUUUAGAACAAAAAGAAAAAGGGAAAAAGAAAGAACGUUAAAAACUCGGAAAAGAAGGGAAAAAAGAAUGGAAGAUAUCGUUUCCUUUAAACUUAUUCGCACCUCGUCGAUAGACAAAAGAGAAAAAGAACACCAAAGAUUCGAGGAACUCGCUUUCCCCAGCCCAGAGGACGCGCUUCUCCCGGAAGAAAUCGGUUCACAUUUAAAGGAAUUGAAAAUUGGUAUGAGUCAACGGGAACGAAAGCUCACUGAAGAUGGAAACAUUGUCACUUGGAUACUUCCGCUACGCAGGAUCAAUGGUCCUCGGGGAAUAGCCUUCGCAAAACGAUCACGCUAAACGCACAGAAACGAUAAUUCUCUUCGCACGAAUGAGGAAUGAUUGCCAAGCCGAUAGAAGCGUUAGAAACGUUGGAAAUGAGAAAAUAAACGAAAGUUAAGGAAAAUAAAGAGAAUUUAAAAAAAAAAGAUAAAAAUAGAAAAAAGGUACAGAAGAUUCUUCGUUGGUGUUAAUGGAGAUUUAAUCGAUUUACUACGUCGAUCUUCGGCUGAUCGGCGUUUCUUCGCGUCACACGAUGUAACCAAGAGAUCGAAAUUCCGAACGAGUCGGAUUAAUCGGAUCUGCAGGUGAACAUUGAAGAAUUUAUCGAAAUAUGUGUUUUAUAAAGAAACGUGAUAAGAAAGUUGGUAAUCGGAGUAGGGGAAGUGUUAAAAUAAGAAAACCGAAGAUAGAAGAAGCUUCUUCAAAAGAGCUACGUGGGACGAUACGCCGGAGAAACGUACGCAAACGUAUUGGGAACAUCACUUGGGCCAACUAGGAAUAAUAGAGAGGAACAAUAAGCAAAUAAAGAGAAACUUCCUAGACAAGAUAUAUCUCUAUAAUUAGGCUUAUAUACAUAUAUUAUAUAUAUAUAUAGAAUAAUAUACUUAUUAUUAUAUACAUUGUGUGUUUGCGCGCGUGCAUGUGUGCUUGUGUGUAUAUAUAUACACAUACAGAUACAACUUCUAGUCUCUGCUGGUAAUAAUGAUCAAUUAUUAAGCCUUAAAAUUAAUCACGGACUUUACAAAACUUGUUGCUAGGCUAGUUAGAAGGAAAUCGAGGUAUAGCCGCGUGUACGCGUGGACGAUAAGCGGGAACACGCAUUGUACAAAAACGCGAUGUCGAGUUCUAUACAUACUUUUGCUCGAAACGAACAUUUUUCUCCCUCCCUCUCGCUAUCUCUUUCUUUCUCUUUAUUUUUUCUCGAUUUCUAACGCAAACUUUGCCGGACUACAUGAAAAUGUUAUACAUGUAUAUAUAUAUAUCUAUACUUUGAAAUCGUUGAAAUAUCAUCUUCUCCUAAAUGAUCUUUGAUGAAAAUGUAGAAUUGGUAGCUAUAUAGGGUGUUCGUGGUUUUUAAUUCACUCCGCAAGUUUUGUGCGAAUAUGUUUUAAUGUAAAAACUAUGCAGGAAAUUACGAAAAAGAUUAUCUUUUAUCAUGAAUUGUCGUAAAAUCUAUUUAAAUGUUGUAGAAAUUUAAUGGUUUAAUCAUUUAAAAUAUUUAUUUCGAAUUGCUUUCCAACGUUCAUAGUCGCGAUUUACUGACAAAUAUUUGGUUUCCACAGACUCAAACUGUAAUAGAAUGAAGCAUCUUAUAUACGAAAACUGUUCUGAAACACGACAGAAAAUAUAUAGGAGAACAAUAUAAACUGAUGGCUAUUUAAUUUUCUUAAUUGUAACUUUCAUUAAAUCUUUUCGUCUCUGUUAGAGACAUUAGAGAAUUAUUGCCUUAUAAAUCUCUGAUUAAGGACGUCCAAAUAUCCAAAAAAUUUUAUUCGAUACAUUUUCUAACAUAUUUGUACAAUCUCAGAUAUUUAUAACACGCCACGAAUAUCUUAUAUCGAUGUUGAUCGUGAAUGCAUAAAGGAUUGUGCAUUUAAACGCAGGAGACGAAAGAAUAGUGGUAGUGGAAAUAUUGCAGAAAUAAAAAUAAAAAGAGAAAGAGAAAAAGAAAUUCGAUUAUAUUCUGCAUGUAUAAAUACAUUUAUAUUUUCUACGUAGGCUAUCGAAUAUGGCAUAUAACAAAUUGUAAUGUUACUGACACGUCUAAUUUCUAAGCGAUUCUAGACGUGUGCGUGCGUACGUAUGUCGUACAACAAGAAGCAUUUUUCUGUCUAUUGUUCAUUUUUUAAUGACCAUUCGAGUGUAAAAGAACAUAAGGGUUAUAUUUUAUUUAUGACUAUAAAAAUCCUGGGCUCACCAUUUAAACGAUAAUUAGAACUCAAAUAAGUUUCAAAAAGAUGAAAGAAUUAUAGAGAAUCUCUUUUUUUGUACAGUACUUAUCUUCGUUGCUCCUUUUUUCUAUUUCUAUUGCAAUUUACCAAUUAAUUAUAAUGAUAAUGAUUAUUUUUUUUAUUUGAUAUUUGAUAAGUUUUUAAGUAUUUGAUAAUAUUUUUUAUUUGAUAAGUGUAAUUUAAAUCGAAAGUUCGGCUAACAAAAUAAAGUGGCCUCGUUUCGCUUAUAAGUAAUUAAAAUAUUGAUUCGAACAAAAUAAUAAUUUAUAUCCUAUAAUUAAAAGAGAAGAAAUCUUCAUCAAAAUCUUUGAGUUCAAGAUUUCAAGCAAUGUAUCCAUGUUCAAAGAUACAGCAAAUGAAUCUGUGAUAAAUCAAUUCUUUCAUACUCGAUCAUUUCGGUUUGAAUUUAAUUAAACCAACAAGAAACAGAGGAUAUCGUUAUACAUUCGAAUGGUAAAACAAAUCGGCAUCUUCUGCGGAUCGUUUCUUUGAGACGCACGUGUGCUUUGGAAAUGCACGAAAAUUUUUCAGUUUAAUCGAUCUCUGUGCGGGAAGGACCAGUUUCUUGAUAACUAGGAUUACGUACAUAAUCGGGCGAAAUAUUGCACUGAAUAUAUCUAUCGUCUUCACUAUGUUAUUAUUAGAGUCUAACGUAACGCAAUUCUGUAUAUAUAUAUAUAUAAAUACAUACAUAUGAAUAUCAUAUGAAUAUAUAGCGAGAAUAGAGAAACUUAAACGAAGCAGCUUUUUAGGAGUAUUUUUAAUCGAGUAUCUUUUUAGUAUCAUUAAAAAAUUUUCAAAGAAGGUAAUUUCUCGAAUGCAAUUGGAUAUAUAAAAAAUUGUAGAUGUAAAAAUAUUAUUUCGGAUGAUAAAAUUAAUAGGAUAACGAAGAAAAUUGUAAAAUAUAUGUUGUUAAAGAGUUUUCGUUCUUUUAUAGUUGACUAUCUAAUUGUAAUAUAUAAGUUGCCCAAUUAAGACAAACAUAUUCUAGUCGAUCGAUCGUAAGUGUACCAUUAAUAAUUAUUAAGUUAUGUAAUGCUUAUUUUUAUGAUCAUAAUUCGAUUUCUUGUCAUUGUGGUAGAUUUCUCGGUUUGUAAGUAGCUUGGAAAACGUCGCUACACUUCGAUGAAAACGGAAAAAUACUCUGUAAAACGCGCUCCAACGUAUUAAGAUCGUAUGAUAUAAAGAUUCUAUGGUGCCUCUCACUCGACUAACUCCACUAUAACGCAACUAAUUAAUAAUAUCAACGAUAGAAUUAGGUGUAAGAUAGCGUUAUAAAUAACGUAGGCGAUAUCGUAGGACUAUUAAACUAUAUUAUAAUGGCAAUAUAUACAUACAUGUAGGUACGCUCCGAAGGUACAGCACGAAUUUUUCAAUUUCGUAAUGCAAAGUCGCUCGACGUUAGUCUCUUUCGUCCCUGACAAUGAAACGUUUCUCGUUGGAUAAGUAUAUAAAUAAGAAUAAAGCAAGUUAAUAAUUCAUAAAUAAACAUGUGUAAAUAAUAAUUCACAGAGACAAGAUUAUGGGGAAGAAUGGAGAAAAUUGUACGAAAGAAGUGUGAAGUUAAAUCUCGAAAGCAAUUCUUAAAUAGCAAUAUCUCUGUACGCAACAAGCUUCAUGCUUUCAUAUGACGAUGAAAACUAUUUGAAAAAGACGUGUUAUGCUGCAAAAGAAUUGUUAAUAUUACAAUUAAAAAAGUAAUCAGAAAUAGGGAGGUAUGCAUGCAAUUCUUGUGUUAUAUGGGUGGAAUAUUUUAUGAAGAAUACGCGAAGAAAUUAUUAUUUAAGAGGAUACAAAUAUCGUUCGAAAGUAACAUUACUGCGAAAGUUUUGAGAAUGCAACCUAAUUUUUUAUUCAUGCAAUAUAAACAAAAAAAUAUUAUGAUAAUAAUACUCCCAUACUACCCAGAUUAUUUUUUUCAUUGAUGAAAAUUCAACGAGAAACGUUUUUUAGGAUCUCGAAACUUUUAUGUCAUUAAUCCUAAAAUCGUUUCAAGAGAACGUUUUAAGAGUUUAUGAAUUUUAAAAAUCACUCGAUUAUUAUAUUGCCGACCACAAGUAGAGACAAUCAAUAAUGUGAAUACGCGCGUAAAGAGUAUAUAAACAUUAACGAUUUCGUUUUCCGAUAGAAUCUCUUUGUGAACGAUGAUUAAUAAUUAAUGUUGGAACACACGACUUUUCGAUUCUAUGAGAAUACUCUGGGAACAUUUAUUAUAAAUUAACUAACUGAUAAUCUCGGGAGAACGGCGUGAAAGAAUCGUGUUAAGUUUAAACCGAAAAAGUCAUACUUGAAAAUCGUUUCAAAAGUGAUUAAUUUUAAGGGAUGAAACUCGAGGUACGUUUUUGGAUCAUAAUGAGAACCCGUACUAGAUAGGUACUGGGUAGAUUCUUAUUUGACAUUGCAAUAAUCUCCAAAUUGACCCAUUCAGUCAAAUUUAAGUAACUUGAGAAAUUUGGUAAACAUACAAAGAUAAUUUUAUAUGUAUAUUUUUUUUAUUAAGCUUUUCCUUCUCUUUUUACUAUAACGUAAACUAUACAAGAUGAAAACUAAAACGUUUAAAUUUGUAUGACAUUUUUUUACGAUAAUAUGAAAAGUAAAGUGUUAUAAAUUAUCAAUGGUUUUCAUAUUGUUUAAUUUUCAGUUGAAACAUGGAUCGGUAUAUUUUAUAACUAUAUAUUUAUUAUACAAUUCUAUUUAUUUCAGUUACUUGAUAAAAACAAUAAAAUGUCAACAUUGUCCAGGAUUGGUAACGAUGGUUCUGAAAGUUUUAGCUUUUCACGUGAAUUAGCCAUCUAUCUCAUACGGCCUCUUUUCCUGGACAUAUAUCUCUUGAAUAACUUACGAGUAUGUACUAGUAAAUAACGAUAUAAUUUCAUUUUCACUUUGUUGUCACGUUAUUUAUCUAAUAUUCCAGUCAUGAGGGUCAAUACAAAGAAUUUUAUCUGAAUUUAUACAAAAAGAAGUAUCGAAACACGGGCAAUCGAAGCGUCCAAAACUUAUACUUACAACGGUAUAUCUUAUUUUCGUUGUACAACAUUUUAACUGGACCACCGUAAUGUCUGCUAAUUACAAUAGAAAACAUUUACGAGACUUCGAAUAAAAUCAAAUUGUGCAUAAAUAUUAUCAUGUUUAUUCAUAUAGGAAGGUAGUAUUAAUCGACGCUCAUCAAAACCAUAGUGAUUAAAGAAAAGAAAGAACAUAAAAAAAAGCAUAAGAAAAAGAAAUAAAAAUUAUCUUAAACUUCAAUCUUAAAAAUCAUGUGAAAUCAGGAAAACUUUUCCAAUUAUUUUUUAAUCGAAUCGUCUACAAAUCUUUACCAUAAAUGUGCUUGAGAAGUAGGUUGUAUCUUCGUUUGCAAAAUUCAACAUGUUUCUCGUUAUAUACUCCGAGCAUAGAGAGACGAUUUUUGCGAAUUGUAAAGAAAUGUUAUAAAGGAUAAGUAUAAAAAUAUAUAUUAUCACAGUCGUGAUAAUGUUUUACAACUUUUACAUGGUUGAUAUGUUGUAUUUAUAGCUUUGUUAAAAAUUGUAGAACAUUUAUGGCGAGGAUCUUGGAAGGCAAGUAGUGUUCGCGAAUCGGCCGAAAAUACAUGUAAUACGAUUGUUAAUAGUGUACGUGUAACGUAUAUAUCGUAAAACGUAUAAAUAGAUAUACAUGUAAAUAGACGCUUUUGCUUCGUGUAAUUAUACAAAAUUAUUCACGGAUAUUCGGUUGAAACAAGAUGGAAUGUAACUUUUAUUUAGCACGCUGCCUCUCGGUUUUACAAAGAAUGAAUUUGAAAUUAAACGUAGAAAAAAUGUGAUAUCUACAGGAAAUGUAAUCUCCAUUGCGGUUUAAAAAAAAAAUUCAUUUCACUGAGGAAUUAACAAUUGAAUAAACAACAAUGGUAUAUUUGCGCUUUGUUCAUACCCUCGGGUUCUUCCGAGUUUAUUUUCAACGAAGGAAAAAACAUUUAAUGAAUGCAUAUUUCUAGAUGAAAAAGAAAAUUAUAAAAAAUAUUAUAUAGUAGAAUUAGAAAAUUGAGCGUAAAGCGUUAAAAUCGUGGUUUUAAGAUAUCUCGGACGUACUCGUAUUACGCGAGUUAUAAUUCAACAUAAUACGAUAAUUACGAUAUUAAUACAUUGCGUACUGAUCUUGCAAUAUUUAAAUUUUACACUGCAUAUUUAAGGCUAGAUCGAUUUCACAUAAUGAAAAUAUUGACGUUAUUCAAUAAUCACAUGCAAAUAAGAUUAAACAAUGACAUAGUAACAAAUUGAAAUAUCGUUGAUCUUCAUUAGACAGCUGGUAUUAAAAAAGAAUUUAAUUCUAAUAAAAAAAAAAAAAGGAGAAUGAACUAACAUUCAACUGUCUAGUUAUAGCUUAGACGAAAUUUACUUAAUUUUGCCCAAGCUAAAUUAAGCAAAAUUUUUUGUUUUUCAACAAAUUCUCGUUUUUGAAAGCUGAGAAAGAUUGAUUAGAGUUGCAAUGGAUUUGAAAACCAUUUGUAUAUACACUUGUACAGUAUACUACUCUUCAUAGUUUCCAAUGAACUAUCAAUGAGAUAUUUUAAUCGUAUUUUCUUCUAUUUGGGUAUAUCAAUUGAUAAUUUGAUCGUAUGAUACAAUAAUACUAAUACAUAUACUAUAAUACGACAAAAAAUAAUUUUUAUACAGUAUUCUUUUCUCCAUACUUUUCAAUACUUUUAUAUAAUAUUCUUAUAUUGCAAACCUUUACACACAUACUUUAUAUGAAUUAUGAUCAAAGUUUUUUUCAAAAUUUUCGAAAAAGAAAUUUGAGAAACAUAGCUCCGUACGCAAUGUGUUAAAAUGGCAUCGUAGCGUGUAUAAACGGGAGAAAUAUUAAAUCUACGAAUUAAAAUUUCAACAAAUUUUGCAAAAGUUCUUGCAGUUCGCAAUUAGAACGUGUGAUAACCUUUAGAAAUUUUUUUCCUUUCUCUUAGCAGACACGAACCAGUUUCGUUCUUUCGAUCAAUCUCUAUUUGCUCGCAAUUUCUAAAAUAAAACAUGCUAUUGGAUCUUUAAGAGUUUUAUGAUAGUUAGAAAUAAUAGUAGUUUCUUUUUUCUAGUUUUCAAUUUAAACGUAAUCACAGUAACGAGUGUUGUGAAAUUACAUAUAUACUUGUUGCUAUCGAACGAAAAAUAGCAAAUCUUGUAGAGCGAGCAAUACUGAAACGUCGUUUCUUGUAAAUCCUUAUAACUCAGUAUCAAAACAACAAACAAUAAUUAGCGUUAACUGUUGUUAUUGCUUUUGACAAAAUUAUAGCGUAUGCCACUGAGAAUUUGACCCAAUAAAAUUAAUUCUACUUAUUUCGUCUAGAAACAUCUCAGAAGUUUUGUUUCUGAAACUGUUUAAUUUGAAAAUCUUAUAUCGUUUAUUUUUAAUUAGUUCAGGAAAGUUCGAAAUUACUUCGCGUUUUUACAUCGCGUCACAAUCAAUCUCGCUAGAGAAUAAAGUAAUAAAUAAGCAGAUUAUAAUUCUUGCUGCGUGUUACGCUAGAUAAUUUCAAUAUCGCGUCCUACACAGGAUGGACCUAAAAAUGUUUUGUCACAGAACGAAUUUAAUCGAAUUUGAGCUUUCUAUUAAAUUAUAUAUUUCGAAUUAAGUUCGCCUCACGGCUGGCGUGGUCUAGCUUCGAAAGCUUGGAUCGUGUUGGAAAUUGUUCGAAAAUAUAAUUCGAAAAUGGAGCAGCCAUAGUGAUCAAAACACAAGAAUAUUCGCAGAAUUCUAGUAUUGUCAAUUAUUUAUUGUUCCCAAAAAAUUGGUCUUUUGUUUCAGUGGCAUUUUCGAAAUAAAAUUAAACUUUAAUAGUAAACUGUAUGGAAAGAACAUCGUUUUGCAAAAUGAUGUUUAUAUUGUAGGUUAAUUCUUCUUAAUAUAGAUUCUCUGUAGUACGUACAUGAAAUAUAAAAUUUAUAGAGUUUCGAUUACUCGCUAGAUUUAGGAAUUUGAAAAUUAUGACAUGCAAAGAUUUGUAUAUUAAAUCAGCAAGUGAAGACUAUUAAAUCACACCGAAUCUUACAUUUCGUAAAUUCAUAUUUUUGUAGAAGUAAAUUUAUUCUUGUUGUUUCAGUUCGUACGAUGUUAUAACAAAAAUCGCGAAACAUUUGCUAAUACGCUAACGUAAUUCCUUAAUUAUUUUUAUUUCACAAGUCUCCCGGAAAACAUUCCAUAAGUUUCUAACAAAUCAGCUUUUCUUUGAAGACUAAUAUUAAGAAAUUAAUUAGAAAAUUCGAUAAAUGAAUAUGGUAAUAAUUUUGUUAUAUAAAUGACUAGUGCUUUGUUUUAUAUAUCCAUUCGAUAAAGUAUAUGUAAGAAAACGCAAAAAUUUUUCAGAAUACUUUGCUCGUACAAUGGAACGUAGCUAUUGACUGUGUACUUGUCCACAUAGUGCCGUAUUUUUAAAAUUAAUUACUUUUAAUUCUUAUUCAUUCUGUCUUUAUUGAAAUGAACGUGAUUUCGUAUGUCCUUGAUCCGUUAGUGUCACGAACAAUUACUUAAAGAGCCUUAGGAAUAUAAAAUUUCUUAAGUGGAGAAAUUACUGUAUAUUCGAAAAGGUACCUACAAUUAUCUAUAAUGCACUGAGAUAGAAACUUCAUUAGAAUGCAAUGUUUGUCAGGUUCAUUAACAUCUGCCUCGAUAGUUUUGAUAUAUCAGCAACGAAAUCGAAAGCAAUAAUCGCUUAAUUACAGAAUUAUGCUACCGAUGUUUCUUCAUCUACUAGAUAGAUAAUUUCCAUUUUUUUACUCUCACGCCCUCGAUCAUGUAAAAUCAAACAGCUAAACCUGCGUUGUUACUAUAGUGAAUCUUGUUCUCUCUUUAAUUAAAUAUACAUUGGUACGAACGCACAAAGUGAUAGUAACUAACAACAUAGUUCAAAAGUUCAAGCAAAGAUACUUGAAAUAAUCUCCUUUUAUCCUCAGUCGUGAUACUUUUGGAUCAAGGAUCAAUACGUUUCCUGUAUUAUCCUGGUUUCACGUUUCUUAUAUUUUUAUGUGUAGAUGAAAUCUAGUGCAUCAAAAUGUGUUUUAAAUUAUGGAAAAGGAAAGGAACCUGAUACACGAAGGAUGAUUUUUUCCAAUCGUCAAAGCGAAUUCUACGUGUACCAUAAUUACAAAAAUGCAUGUGAUUUUAUACACUGGGUAAAAUAAAACGAGAGAAAGAUAAAAUCAAACAAAAGAACGAAGAAAAGACAUAAUUUACUCUAUAUUUUCGAACAAUCAUGAAAGACAAACUACUAACUAAACUAAAUCCUAUUUCCAUAAUGAAAUCAAAUUUUAUGUAAAUCAAUCACAAUUAAGUUCUCAUUACAGUAGAAUCAAUUUUAAUCGAACCAACGAAAAUCGAAUAUCUACUUUCAAUUUUUAAACAAACUUCAUUGUAAAAUCCACGCUCGAUCGGAUUUUCUUGGAGGAACGUGUAAAUGUAUUUGUGAUUCUCAAAUCGAUUAGAAAUAAGGUGGGAAAUGAAAGUAGCUGAACAAUUUUGCGAUGCAGGAAACGUAUUCGUUGCGAGCGAAAUAAAAGAAAGAAAGUAAAAUAAUCGCGAGAAGGGUUCACGAUCGAAUCUUUUGAAGCUACGGAAACGAGAUAAACGAAACUCAAUCAUAUCACCGUAGUUGCCUCUACUAUCCGCUAAUAGUAGCUCGUCGACAAUACUGUUGACUUUUUAACGUUAAAUGGUUGGAACAAUCACGGAAAUUUUUAAAAGCAAUCCGAUUUCCGCGAUCGAUCUGACACGCGCUGUGUUUUUACUACUACUCUCUAUUAUAGUUACCGAAUAAACGAGCUAUCUAAUGUGACUAUCAAUUACGAUUAUACUUAACGAUCACGCAAAACUAUCUUUAAGAUCGUACUUGAAGAGUUGGAAAGCUAAAUGAUAAAUUCUUCGAAAAAAUGGCUAUGUAUAUUAACCCUGCUUGUGACGUUUUCGCCAUUUUUAGUCCAAUCGUGUUUUUUAAUGUUAAAAAGGUUCCUUAAGUUUAAGGGAAUUGUGAAACAAAUCGUCGAUAAGAGCAAUUUCAAAUUUGUAUUUUAUAUUGAAAUUUGUCUGGUUUGUUGAAACAGAUCCGAAAUUGGCAUAUAAAUACUCAGGAAUCAUAGCACGAUUAAAAGAAUUUAUUUAUUUAGCGAUAUUGAGGUAUUGCAAUAAGCUACACGUGCUUUCCCGCUAUUGCAUGAUAUCUAUAUUUUGUUAAAGGAUCGUAAGAAUCGGAACACUGUAACAGACAAAACUUGGAAAUCGUGUAAUAGCGUGAGAUAUCAUUGGAAAUAUCAUUGGAAAAAUAAAAAUGAAUUCUCGUCAUUUGGUUUUUUAACUCCUUCUACUGUAAAUACAUGGCAUGUACUUACUUACACUAUGGUUACUAUACACGAAUACAGACGUUUCGAGCGAAUUGUGUUGCCCAAGAGUGGCGUUAUGAGAACUCGUAAAACAAUCGAUGGAGCCUCUGGGAAGUUCGCACUAAUAUUUAAUACGAUAUACGGUAAUUUGUAUAAAUAAUGUCGAAGCUAUCCGGAAUUAGACAUUUAAUAUGGAAGAAAUUCUAGGAUUAUUUCUAAAUCGAAUCGUAUUUAAAAUGAAGGUAGAUUAAGCAAGCUAUGAUACAAGACGGAAUAUUUACGAUCAAAUGUAUAACUAAGUAUUAACACGAACGUUCCAAGGGAUUUAAUAAUAUUGCAGAUCGAUAUGUUGUGAUACAGACACAUUGUCAAAUUACUAAACUCGUUCCAAUGGCACAUCACCAAAUAUUUGUAUAAUAUGAUGUACAUAAACUUUAAGAAUCAAAUCUCGAAAGGUUCUUGAGCAACAUUAUUCGUUUUAACAGUCUGUGCAAUAUAAAAUAGACUAUACUAUCGCUGUACCGAUAAAUCGUAAUCGAUAAAUACAGAGAUCGACGUAUUGAAAAAUAUAAUUGGCAAUUCAACCUGUACGCUGUAGUUUGUCCAACUUUUGCACUGGCUGUGUGUCUUUUUCUACGUUCGAAAAAUUGUCGGUCGAUCAUUAUUGCGAGUACGUAAUUAAAAUAUUACUUCGAAGAUAUUGGAGUCUAUUCCGAUGAUCGCAUCUCUGUUUUGUAUGUUUCUUAAAAACACGUGCUUUAUCCAGUAAAAGUGGGGCCAAGAUCUUUAACGGUGGUUGAUUUCGAAUAUUCGAAGGUGAAAAAAUGGUAUUACGACGAGGAGAAAGUUUAAGUUUAUGAAAUUAAUUCGUGUAAUUACACGUGUGCUUUUGUUUAAAAUAUUCCUAUAUACGCGUUCGUUCGUACACUUGAGUUAAUGAUUUAGUACAAUAUUUCUUUAUAACUUGACAAGCUUAGAAUUUCUUUCCACGAAAAUUUUCAAUCUAAAAAUAUUUCGUUUUGUUAUUUUGGAAACGAUAAUAAUUAGGAAUAUAAAUAAACAAAAUAUUCUUACAUCAUUGAUCCAUUGCGUUUGUAAACUCGUAUCUUUUGUUUUCCUCGAAGUUCACAGUUUAGUUUCAAUAUAAAAUUUUUAAAUUGUAUAUUAAAAAAAUAUCCCUUUUAACGCAAUAAUUAUUCGAUAAAAGUAAUUCCAGACUUUGAAGCAAUUUUCAAGAAAUACGAAUCAUCGCCGUUUAUUUAAAGAAAAUGGCAAUGUGAGAAUAAUUCAAAGCAAGAGAUUAGAGAAACUGAACAUAACGAUCCGUGAUACAAAGGCGCCCGCUUUGUAAAUCAAUUUAAAUAACAAAUCCAGCAAUACUCUUCGAUUUUAGUGCUCUUGAUACUAGAAUCGUUAAGAAUACUAUAUAGUUCGUUGAUAGUUUAACGUGUUCAACCUGGCGCGAGGUUUUGAUAAAAAUCUUGAUACGACGGUGAAUACCAUAUCGUGUGCAUUCCCUUGCAUUUGUUUUACUAACCAGAAAACAUUUGAUAAGAGAAUUCUUAAUUUACUAUUAUCAAAUAAUAGUUCGUAGAUAAAUAACUAGUAUCAAAUUUUAUGAUUUAAUGUAUACAAAUAGGUGACAUUGUAAAUCGUAAUUACAAAUAUAAUUGAGGAAUAUAAUUGAAAAACUUGUUAACUAGAUAGAUUUAAGAGAAGAAAAACGAGAUUAAUAGACAAGUGAAACUGUUAUAAAUUAUAACAUAAAGUUACUGCUGGUUCUGUGACUUCUUUUACCUUCUUUAUUAACUAUAUACUAUUUUUUAACUAUACAGGUGAUCUGUGCCGAAUUCAAUGUUAAAAAUGUAAAUAGCGUUUGAACCGCCUUUAAGAUUAGGAUAUAAAUUUACGCGCGAAAUUAGAAAAUAGCUUCAGCUGAAAGAACUUUAUGCUUAAUAUAUAUAAUAUCCCUUUUUUUCGUACGUUAGAAAUCAAAGGAAAUCAGAGCAAUCCUUGUAUUACAUAGCGCACUACAUGGUUUUGAAAAAUAUAAUUAUACAGGUAUAUAUGUAUAAGGCGUACUACCUAUCAAUACUCAUAAUUAUAUUAUAGUGCGUGCAUAAGUGUAAAUAGGCGAAGAUGACUUGUGAUAAAUACAUAUGUAUUUAUUUCAAGAGCAAUUAAACUAUAGUCCGCCGCGGAAAUCGACUGGGCAUAUUUGUAAAUUCGUAGGUACCGGACUUGCCGAUUUAUAUAAAAGUAUGCAACUCGUUAUGCUUCACGAUGAAAUCGUUUAUUUUGGAAGAACUGUUUCAAUUAUGUAUUUGAUUAUAUAUUAUUAAUGUGAAAUAUUUAUAAAAUCUAGAAAUUUGUGUUUGAACAAAUAUUAUUAGAAGAUCGGGAAAAUAUUCAUUGUAUUGUCUAAUUGUAAUAUUAAUAUAAGAGUCCCUUAUUCUUGUAAAUUUAUUAUAAUAUCUCACAAGUUUUAUUUUCUCUUUGUAAUAAUAAAUUUAAUAUUAGCCAAUGUGAGUAAUGGUUUUAAUUUAUGUUAUCGAUGUGUGUCGCAGUAUAUUGCGAAAAUUUCUUUGAACUCUCAAUUUAUACGCCGGAGGAAACAAAAAUAAUGUACGGAUAGUCUCUAAACUAAACGAUUUAGUCGGAAACAAAAGUUCCAAACAAAGACGAAUAGUCCAAUCACUGUAAUUUCAACCAAGGUAUAUUUUUUAAGGAAUUGUUCAUAGAGUAGCUGUGUAAGCUUUCUUUCAAGAACGCAAUGAUUAGUAUCCUUACUAAUAUACGAUACGGUAUAGUAUCCUUACUACACAGGUCUUUAGCAGUUUGUGUAAUAAACUUUUAAUAAAUAACUUUUAAACUGUCUGCAGGAAGUGUACUAAGUCUGUAGCAAUAUUCGGUGAAAGAAAGGAGACAUUUAUACAACAUUUAUUCGUCCAUAAAUGCAGCUGACGGCAUCAUUGUUAUGCUUCGUAAACAAUUAUAAACAAAUUUCUAUAAAACGUAUUCACGAGAUAUUUCUUCAUGAACAUUUCUAGAAACGAUACAACUAAAGGUUUAAAUAGCCACAAAAUUUAAAUAAUAUUACACAAUUAUAUAUUUUAAAACCUAAAGUAUCAUAAAAUAACUUAUUUAGAAUCUGAAACACUUUGAUAUAACUUUGUUGCACGAUAAAUUAAAUAUUUACAACAACAUUUGCAUAAAACUACUCUUACGAUACAGCCAGUCUAAAAGUGGGAUACCGACAAAGGCAAAAGUAAUAAAUAGUCGAUUUUACAAUAAUAUUAAGGCGAUCGGUUUUCGUCGAUCAAUCUGUUUUAUCGACUGAUUCAGCAGAAAGGUGUGUAACGAUUCUCGACACUCACGAUCAAACGCGAUUGAUCUUCUCCGCGGCAAAAAUGUUUUGCAAGUGUCCUUCCAAUUAACAAACAAACAAGUAAAAAAAAAAGAAAAAACGAAAAUGAACUUGGUUAGCGCGCUAUCAAGGAUUCAAGCGACACUCUUAGAUCUUAAAGUAACUUAAUUAGUCGAGCUUGUACAACUACAUAUAUAUUUUUUUCGCGGUCCAUCCUCCGACAUUUUUUUGUGAAGUAUAAAAACGAUAAAAAUAAAAAAAUGAAAACGAGAGAUAUUCGAGUGAAUUGAUCGUUUCUUAGAAACGAGCGAAGAAAACUCGAAAUGAGGAAAAAAGAAAAAAGAAGUGAUGGAAAAACGAUAAAUGACGGAUGAACCAAUGUAUGAUGUAUGUGUUACGUAUUGCGAUUAUUAUAUUAUAUAUGUACAUGUAAGCGCUAAUACUAUUUUAACAUGAAUUAUGCGUAAUUAUUCGAUCUCUCAAAUAUUGUACAUUUGCGCCGAUAUUGUCUAUACGACUAUACAUAUGUAUAUCAUUAUUAUUAUUUUUAUUUUUAUUAUUAUUAUUAUUAUUGUUAUCAUCAUCAUCGUCGUCGUCAUCGCCAUCAUCAUCGUCAUCGUCACCGUCAUCGUCAUCGUCAU